UUUGUCACCGCCCGCAAACACGAUUCUUUGUAGUUUUCGAAUAUGACGACAGACGUCGCAUUCUUGUUGUCAUAGAGACGGUCACAUGAUCUCUCGACGAUUGUUUUACCGGGAAAACGUGUCAGUUUUUAUUUCUUUUCCGCUGGGAACGUUUUAAAAGUAGUAUUAUUAUUUUUUGUUAAUUAUGUCAUUGUCGUGUAGUUAUUAUCCUGAUUAUUUCUCGAUUACUGACAUCCUCGCCACGGAGGAGCGAAUCACGUCAAAAGUCGAAGUUGCUGUACCGCGACUGGGCAUUUUGGAUCAUUCUUCUGAAAGUGAAGAUCUCAAAGCCGGGACUAAACUCGAAUUGCCGUUUUGGUUGGCUUUUCCACUAAACGCUCGGAAAAGGCCAAUUGUGAGUGUUGAAUUACCAAAAGUUUACAAAGAAGGUUAUCGAGACAUACUAGAAGCUGACGCAAGUGUUGUCACACUCAACAAAUGGAAUCCUUAUUACUACGAAUUAGGAAUGUACUUGAGGCAGUUCAACAACCGUGAGAGUGAAAAAAUAACGGACAGCCUGCUCCAAACGUUUAAAACGAGAUUCAGGCUGAUUAUGGAUUGGGCUGAUAAUCCGGUGGUCGAUCUGAACGUGGGCUUGCAACUGCCGGUCUUGGAAAGAGGGUUGUUUCUUGCAGGUAGAAAGGCGAGAGUACUUUUGAUCCAAUGGCUAGAAAAGGGUGGUGGCAAUAUUGAGACUUCCGAACUCGUUGCUAAUUUGUUGAAAAAACGUAAAGGCGUUUAACUGUUCAAAUCUAAUGAACUUCAGGAAUAUUCAGUUCUCUGAUUAUUUCACAUUCUUAAACAUGAGAAAACUGAUAUUUGUAUUUUUUAGUGAGAAUUUAAUAAAUUUUGUGCCAGAGAAAAAAACUUUUUUUGAGGCAUUCAAUCCCAAAACGAUUCAGUGAAAAAAACAUUCUACAUUCUAAAAGAAAAUGCCUGUUGAUUUUCAGAAUUUCCACAAAUAUAUCCUAAGACAUGAAAACAAACAAAAAUGUAUGGCGUUUGCAGCCUUUAUUCGAAUUUCCCACGAUUCCCAGAGCUUGUUACUGGUAAGCCUGAUACAGUAGUUAAAAUGACUUGUAAAAAAGUAUUACGAAAGGAAUUUUGAAUUGCAAAUGCAACGCUACCGCAUUGACCACAGGGAAUCAGUUUGCUUGAUAAAUUUCACAACGGCAGCCUUCUGAACGGUUCAUUAGAUUCGAAAAACCGACGUUUGCUGUCUCAACUGUGAGAAAUGAAAGACCAGAAAAACCUCCAUGAAUUACCAUCUACGGUUGAUGCAAUAGUCUCAAAAAUGUGGACUAGCUAAAAUUUUAGUAAACAUCGAUAUUUUUUUUACCCAAGAAAGCAGAGUAAACUAUUGAAUCGCUGAUCAUUCAAGAGAAAAUUGUAUAAAAUGGGUUGAAAGAGAAAAACACCGUUUUUCAUUCGAUGCGAUGUUAAUUCCUCAUACCAACAACCGAUUCAAUCACAUAUCCCUUUAUUCAAAUAUACAAAUAUCGUAUACGAUAAUAAUAAUUAAAUAACAACAUAUAAAUUUUAUAUACACUUUUCUUGUACGAAUUCAGUCACAAUAACAUAGUGGACAAUGUUCGAAAUGUAUUUAGUAGAUAAAUUUGCUGUGUUCAUACAAGGCAACAAAUAAUGAUAACAUUCAUUUCACAACCCACGA
Messenger RNA from Venturia canescens, 1711 nucleotides. RefSeq names its product DNA replication complex GINS protein Psf3 (gene Psf3). NCBI's taxonomy places the organism in Eukaryota, Metazoa, Arthropoda, Insecta, Hymenoptera, Ichneumonidae. Bases 185 to 781 code for a protein of 198 amino acids. Gene Ontology annotation, cellular component: GINS complex. The record is from RefSeq and is a predicted model, not a curated record. The transcript is spliced from 4 exons. Gene Ontology annotation, biological process: mitotic DNA replication initiation.